AUGGCGAAGUCGGGGAGGUGUGUUCUGUCGUUUGGUGAUACUGUACUUUAUGAGGCUGAUUUGAAAGCGUUAGAAAAUGGACGAUGGCUUAGUGAUCCUGUUAUUUCGUUCGCAUUCGAAUAUCUUCAUGAGAAAACUUUGGAUGAGACUAAGAAAAGCAAAAUCAGCUUUGUAAAUGCAGCGGUGUGUCAGCUAAUUAAGCUAACCAAAGCAAAUGAGGUGGCAGACCUUCUUGAUGAGCUUACACUUAAAGAAAAAGAACAUGUUAUUUUUGUUGUGAACGAUCAUGACGAUCCGUCAAGAAGUGGUGGAAGUCACUGGUCAUUGCUUAUUUGUCGCCGAGAUCUUCGACCUCAUUUUCUGGUCAUUGACAGUGCACAAGGUACCAGUUCAGCGAAUCGCAAACCGACGGAUAAGCUGAUUCAAAUACUGGCAAGGUAUUUCGGACUUCCGAUAGAUACACGCAUUGAACGAGCCACAAAACAGUAUAAUGGCAUGGACUGUGGGAUGUUUGUUAUUGAAUUCACUCGACACUAUAUCGAGAGUUUGAAACGGGACCAAUUCACUGUUGAUUUCACGCAGUUAAACGCAGAUGAUGUUAAAAAGCAGCGGAAAGUGUGGGGUUCACUAAUUCGUUCACUGGCCGAAGAUUAG
Messenger RNA from Brugia pahangi, 654 nucleotides. The record is from the annotation of a GenBank genome assembly. NCBI's taxonomy places the organism in Eukaryota, Metazoa, Nematoda, Chromadorea, Rhabditida, Onchocercidae.